This is a messenger RNA of Microcebus murinus (gray mouse lemur), 12502 nucleotides long. NCBI's taxonomy places the organism in Eukaryota, Metazoa, Chordata, Mammalia, Primates, Cheirogaleidae. The record is from RefSeq and is a predicted model, not a curated record.
GGGAGCCGCGCCGCCGGGGGAGGCCGGGGCGCGGCGAGGAGGUGGCGGGAGGAGGAGACAGCGGGGAAAGGUGUCAGAUAAAGGAGGGCGCUCCUCCGGUUCGGAGGCAUCAUGGCCGCUAAGUCAGACGGGAGGCUGAAGAUGAAGAAGAGCAGCGACGUGGCGUUCACCCCGCUGCAGAACUCGGACCACUCGGGCUCGGUGCAGGGGCUGGCUCCGGGCUUGCCGUCGGGGUCGGGGGCCGAGGACGAGGAGGCGGCCGGGGGCGGCUGCUGCCCGGACGGCGGCGGCUGCUCGCGCUGCUGCUGCUGCGCGCCGGAGGCCUCCGGCGCGGGCGGCCCGGGCGGCGGCGGCGGGGCGGGCUCCGCGGCGCUGUGCCUGCGCCUGGGCAGGGAGCAGCGGCGCUACGCGCUGUGGGACUGCCUCUGGAUCCUGGCCGCCGUGGCUGUGUACUUCGCGGACGUGGGCACGGACAUCUGGCUCGCCGUGGACUACUACCUGCGCGGCCAGCGCUGGUGGUUUGGGCUCACUCUCUUCUUCGUGGUGCUGGGCUCCCUCUCCGUGCAAGUGUUCAGCUUCCGCUGGUUUGUGCACGAUUUCAGCACCGAGGACAGCGCCACGGCCGCCGCAGCCAGCUGCCCGCAGCCUGGAGCCGAUUGCAAGACAGUGGUCAGCGGAGGGUCUGCAGCCGGGGAAGGCGAGGCUCGUCCUUCCACGCCGCAAAGGCAAGCAUCCAACGCCAGCAAGAGCAACAUCACCGCCACCAACAGCGGCAGCAACAGCAGCGGGGUCACCCGGGCCAGCGGCAAACACAGGUCUGCGUCCUGCUCCUUCUGCAUCUGGCUCCUGCAGUCACUCAUCCACAUCUUGCAGCUCGGGCAAAUUUGGAGGUAUUUCCACACAAUAUACUUAGGCAUUCGAAGCCGACAGAGUGGGGAGAACGACAGAUGGAGGUUUUACUGGAAGAUGGUGUAUGAGUAUGCCGAUGUGAGUAUGCUGCACUUGCUAGCCACCUUUCUGGAAAGUGCUCCGCAGCUGGUCCUGCAGCUCUGCAUCAUCGUACAGACUCAUCACUUGCAGGCCCUCCAAGGUUUCACUGCGGCAGCUUCCCUCGUGUCCUUGGCCUGGGCCUUGGCGUCUUACCAGAAGGCCCUCCGGGACUCCCGUGAUGACAAGAAGCCCAUCAGCUACAUGGCGGUCAUCAUCCAGUUCUGCUGGCACUUCUUCACCAUCGCCGCCAGGGUUAUCACGUUCGCCCUCUUUGCCUCGGUUUUCCAGCUGUACUUUGGGAUCUUCAUCGUCCUUCACUGGUGCAUCAUGACCUUCUGGAUCGUCCACUGUGAGACGGAGUUCUGCAUCACUAAAUGGGAAGAGAUUGUGUUCGACAUGGUGGUGGGGAUCAUCUACAUCUUCAGUUGGUUCAACGUCAAGGAAGGCAGGACACGCUGCAGGUUAUUCAUUUACUAUUUUGUGAUCCUUCUGGAAAAUACAGCCUUGAGUGCCCUCUGGUACCUCUACAAGGCUCCCCAGAUCGCAGAUGCGUUUGCCAUCCCGGCACUGUGUGUGGUGUUCAGCAGCUUCUUGACUGGCGUUGUUUUCAUGCUGAUGUAUUAUGCCUUCUUUCACCCCAACGGACCCAGAUUCGGGCAGUCACCAAGCUGUGCUUGUGAGGACCCGGGCGCUGCCUUCUCCCUGCCCCCGGAAGUGGCCACGAGCACCCUGCGCUCCGUCUCCAACAACCGCAGCGUGGCCAGCGAGCGCGAUCAGAAGUUCGCAGAGCGGGAUGGGUGCGUGCCUGUCUUUCAGGUGAGGCCCACCGCCCCGUCCACUCCCUCAUCUCGCCCACCACGGAUUGAAGAAUCAGUCAUUAAAAUUGACCUGUUCAGGAAUAGGUACCCAGCGUGGGAGAGACAUGUUUUGGACCGAAGCCUACGAAAGGCCAUCUUAGCCUUCGAAUGCUCCCCGUCUCCUCCGAGGCUGCAGUACAAAGACGAUGCCCUUAUCCAGGAGCGGCUGGAGUACGAAACCACUUUAUAAAACGCAAGGGCUUGCAGGAGCCACAACAUCCAGAGGAAGGGGUGACAGCAGGGCUGUGGCAACAAUGGCACUUCAUCCUAGAGGAGGGCAACGAGCGGUGAAGUUCUCAGUCUGGCCGUGAUCACGAUUUUCGUUGGAUCCUCUGCUGGUCUCCCUCCAAACCAGCAGUGCCCGCGAGUCUCUCUGUCCACCUGAAGGAAGGACGCCAGCUAAACAUGACUCUCCAUCGCCACCAAACUCCUCCUACACAGUCUGGGAGAGCGCCCACCAGAGGGAACUACUGUUAUAGAAAAUUUUGCCUCCAGUCCAUAGGGUGUUUCAAUGGAGUUAACUGAUCUUUGCAUAAAAACAGAUUCAGUCAUACACACACUAACACGCAUAACACACACACACACAGAUAACACCAGUCCUCUGUCAGAAUAGCUUAGGUGAUUUUUCUUGAUGCAAAGCUCUGAUUCCCACAGGAAUAUAAAAACAAAGAGAGAGAAAAUAUAUCCCUCAAGACUCCAGAAAAAUAAAAUAGAACUGCUUAGAAAAUUCAUGACCCAUUUUCUUAUUUGGAAACCCAUACCAUGUGUGAAAAGCUUAUCUAACGGACAGCAAACUCAAGUGUGUUUACACAUGUGUUAGCAUUGAUUGAAUGGUUCGUUUUCUACACAUUUCGGAUUUUUUUAUUUUAAAUUUUCAGUUGAGAACAUCGUUUUUUGACAGAAAUCCUAUGCAGCACAUGUGUGGCUUUUGACAAGACCAAGGAGCUUGAUAACUUCGUGAUGUAAACUAAGUGAUAUCCAUGGUUCAGUAUUCAAUUGCAACAAUUAAUAAGUACACAAAGAGGAAGUGGGGGAAAGGCACAAUGAGAGUUGAUUCCCAGGCACGUGCAGCUCCCAUUGGAAUGCGCAGGCCCAGUGGCGGGCUCUAUGUCAUUCCAGGAGUGAUUCCAAGAGACAACACACCACUCCUUUCUAGUGCCAAACAGCAUCCAACCACAGGACUGACAUGGAAGCCCCAAACAACUGAGAAUGAGUGGCGUGAGCCCCCAAAAGCAAAUGAGAGAAUGAACAAUCAAGUUCUCCACUGUGUACAGACUUUACCCCCGCAAUCCUAGGUCAAAGCGAUGUGUCUUUUAGAGGCUUUGGGACACUUUUUAGUAAGUAUGAGCAGACAAAUACAGUGAAUAUGCUAUGAGAAAGCCCUCCUGAACUGAUAGAGGGCUUAACACUGUAUCCAGCUAAGAUUUGUAUUUGAAUCAUCUGUAAAGUCGCACUCUCACAACAAGCUUCUGGGUUUUAAAUACCUCCGUACAGCACGUGAACACUCCCUGCUUUCUGUUCUCAGUGUCCCCAGUCAUGGUGCUUUUUGUUGCAUUAAAAGUGCCGGUCAAACUUUGAUAGUAUUUUUUUAUAGUUGGUGCAGAGUGGAAUAACUCAUGGAUUAUUUCAAUAUUUUUGUAAUAAAAAAUAUAGGGUAUACACAUAGACAUCAUCACUUUUUUUAUAGACCUGGGAUCGUUUAAAAUACUUUAAGCAUCAUAAUUGCUUGGGAUGUCAGAAACUGGUCCACAAAUUCCAUCAGCCUGCCUCGGCAGAUCAAAAACACUUGUCUCUUGCAAGAUCACCCUACUUUGCAAGUUGGUGCCCCCAGAAACCUGGCCAGGGGUGCUAUCAGAAUAUCAGGUGAAGAGAGAAUCAGCUUAACUAGAAAGGGCUUGUCAAGACUGGCCAAUGUUUCCCAGGAAAUCAAAAAUAUAAAUGAUUACUUUCAUCCAUCCAUUAUAACAAACCUGACCACAGUGGAAGAUGUCUUAAACUUCCUUCCUUGGUUUUAUAUUAACCCAACUGAUACAUUAAAUAUUAGUCAAGUCACUGAAAAAAACAAUAAAAAGUCAUUUUAACUUAAUUAUUCAGUUAUUUGGAUUGUUCAAUUCACUUAAAGUAGUCAAGUUCCAUAGCCACCAUGUGUAAUGGGUGUGCCAGCCAGAGACUGCUGUCCCCAAGAUGACAUCCACAGGAAGUAACUGAGGGCUCAACGUUUUUUGGUACAAAGCCCCAAAGCAAUUUUAAAAAAAGACCAUUUUUAUAAGUAGGUAUACCUCCUAGCACUCCAUGAUUUGAUCCUCCAAGCAAGAUUUCCACUAAAAAAUACUAAUCUUUUGUUGGAAUGUGGAAAGAUUACCUAGUCACCAGUGAAGGCCCAGGAGGAUGCUCUUCUUGUCAGCAUAUGGUGAAACAUUCCACCCCCAUUAUAGAAGGAAAAAAUUAUUAUUUUGGCAAAUUCUUCACUUUUGUGCAGAACCAUGAGUUAUUAGCUUUAUUAUUUCCAAGACAGCUUUUAACUGAUGAUCUUUGGAAAUUGAAUUUCUCAGUUGAACUAUACCUUUGAUUCCAUGAGUAAAUCACAGAUUACAGUAUAAUAGUGUCAAUCAACCAACACAAACCCAACAAGCCCCAUCAUGCUUCAAUCAUAAACAUCUUGGAGCUUGUCAAGCUUUACUGGAAGUGAUUUGCAGUUAAUUAAUUCAACAGACACUUUAAUCUUGCAAAGUCUUGACUUGUAAUAUUGUAACCAAGCUCCUGCAAGGGAACAUGAAUCAGUUAGUGGAAAAGGAGCACUUCGUUCAGUGAAGUGCCGCCACGUGCCCAGGCCUGGAGAGAAAGACCUCCACGAAGCACAGCGCUAAUGAAUUCCUGCUACCUGGUUCUCAUCAUUCAUGCUAUGAAUAUUCAUCUGCUUCAUUUGUUUUUGCCAGUAAGCACUGCUUUGAAAAAAAAGAAAAAAAUUUCUGGGGGCUUGCAUGGCUCAGAGGAUGGGUACUGGGUUAUGGAGACGUGCUUUAAAUGGAUUCAAAUCCACAUGUUUGGAAAUGAAAAAAAUGUCACUGGCAUCUGUUUAUUAAUUGACCUGCCUGAGUAGAGUUGCUGCUUUUUCUUCAUUUCUUGAGACUACCAUUGUCAGCAUUGUAAUUACCAAUUUGUAAAAGUUGAGUCUAUAAUUCAAUUUCAGAGGUAAAAUCUGCAUGGAUAUAGCUAUUGAAUAAUUUGAUUCCUGCCUUCCUAGGUGGUGACAUUAUCAGUUCCAAACCGAGAUCCAUCUCUGUGUGGAAUGAGCCAUCUGUUGCUUCUCAGACCCUGCAAAACCUUGAUUACAAGCAUGAAGAUCACCAAUCUGAUAGUUUUAAUGCCUAAAUUUUCACUUAGAAGUAAACAGGUAGUUGCGUAAUUUAGAACAUGGUUCUUUCCCCCUUGCUUCUGUUUUUUCAAGGAAAAGUUUGAGCUGCAAGACAAGAAGUUAUCAAAGCAUAGUUUCAGAGUAUGCAAGAGAAUGAGGCCUCCAAAUGUUCUUUUAAAGUUUUCUGUCUAAUCUUUUAGUAUAAUAAUUUUAGGAGUUAGCCCUAGAUGAAUGAGUGGAAGUCAUCAGAUCCAUCCAAUAAGCAAUCUAGAAGAAAAAUAAGGAGAGGUAGAAGCAUGCAUACUUUUUUGUGUUUCAGAGAUCUUUCUGCCUCCUAAGCAAUCAUCUUGGUGGCUAUGGCCAGGAUGUCUCAAGCGCUACUGAGUGAUAUUCCCAGCUAUCAGCAUGAGUAUCUCAGCUAUUCAUUGUUCAGAGGGAGGUCUCUGCACAAGAACUGAAACUGAAUGGUAGGAAAGUGGUCCACCACCAUGUGGCUUAUUUUUAAUUGCCAGGCAAUGAAAACUAACAAGUCAAAGAAAAUGUUCAUUUCCUGAACUGCCGAGCCCACAUAGGCACAAAGAUACCCUGUAACAUACAAAGAGUUGGUUGCCUGGGGGCACAUAGGAGCAAUAACAGUCCUCUUAAGCAAGGCCCAUAGGUAAGAGUGACCCUGGAGGUGCUGGGUGUUGGGACACAGUGUUUCUAUUAAUGUAGGUGGCCAACUGUGAUGAGCAAAGGGAAACCCUGUCAGUGGCUCAUCAGGAGUAUUUGCCUUCUAAAGAGCAGAAAUUCAAGGCAGGCAUUGCCAGUCUGUAGCUAAACCAGACAUGUCCCCUUGUGGAAGGCCAAGGCCCGAUGAGAGUGGGAGGUGAUGCUGGUGACAUCAUGUCUGAGACUGACUCUCUCAUUAAGGGAACUCUCGUCCUGUGAUAGUUCUCCCCUGACUAGCUCCUACGUGCUCUGCACACCGAGAGCUUCUGAUGGAUUCUAAAAUAAGAUAUUAUAAGGUGUUUCAAGUCACUCUUGCUUGUGGAAUAUGAACCAUUUAACUAUCCCUCCUUUUAACAGCAAUGAGAUUCAGGGUAACCAAGGCCUUACUCAUCAUCCCAUUGUAAAUAUGUCAUGGCAUCACACGAGCCUCUGUGUUCACACACACUAAACCAGGUUUACAAGGAUUAGAAUCUUUUAGACAUACUUUGGGCCUUGAUUCUGCCAGGCACCUAGUCUGUGUAUCUAUUCCCAAAUUGGAAAAAUAAUUCUUGUGAGAAUAAUUUUCAGAAUAAUGGAGGUGGAAAUAAAGGGACAGUUAAGAUAAUUUUUCAAAGUAGACAAAACCACUGGACCAUUGGCAACCCUAAAGCUCUGAUUUUUUCCUCAUGACUAAGUUUCUUUUCAUUUGGGGGCUUUUGAUAUCUGAAUUUUCCAGAUGAUUGCUGAACCAUCUUCACUAAACCAAAGUAGACAGUACAUCAUUAUUAAAAAAUAAAAGACUGUCCACAUGACUGCAAAUAUCCCAAUGAAAAGAGAAGAAGUAGGUCACUCAAGUGGUAAAUUUAGUCUUCAUGAUAUCAAACAUCUGGAUAUUUAGGAAAGUCCAGAUGUUUGACACAUACAGUUUUUUGUCUGGUUGUCUGGUAUUGUCUAGAUAGACAAACUGCUCAGGUUGUAGGUAACAGAGUAUAACUUUCUUGUGCAGUAAUCAAUUGCUGGUGAUAUUCUGCUGCUAAGGGUCUCUUUGUUGUGCAAAGAGAAAUAAAUAAUGAAGAGCAAAUGUUAUUGAUUUUUAUUUGCUUUUGGCAAACGCAUGAAUGGAAGAGGUUCGGUAGGCUGUCCUUGGUGAUCUAGAUGCGACUGCAGCACAACCUCCUCCAGAGUGGCCAUUCCAAAGGCCUUCCACUCAAUCCCUUCCAGGCAAGAAACCUUUCUAUUCAGCCUUUGCCAUCUUUUAUAAUUUCAUCAUUGCUCUUCAGCUGUUCAUAUAAGUCAUUCACAAAGUCUACUUGAAGAAGUGGUUCAAGGGAAAUACAGAUAUGUUAAUUUUUUAUUCUUCAAAUAGAAGUUUUAAUUUUAAGCAUUCCUUAUUAUGCUUUUUAAGCCUGGAAAUGGUUCAGACUGCUUGAUGCUAUUAUUUCAUGAUGAAUUUUAUGGUGUCGAUAAAAGUAAAACCUAUUUUUCCCAAAUCAAACAAAAUACUGUAUGUACAUAGUUUUUUUGGUUUGAUUUGUUGAUGUCAUUCUGAUUACCAAACACCAACUGAUUAUCCUGAAUGUUGAAGUAUUAGUGUUUUCUUUCUAGUCGUUGUUAAAAUUCCUAGAAAAAAAAAAAAAGAAAAAGUUGACAUUAAUGGCAAAUUCACCUCCUGGAAGGAAAGUUUGAGAUGUCUUUACCAAUUAUUGUAUUUGUGAUUAUUUGUAGACGUUUCUUCCUUGUAACAUUAGGAAGUUGACCUUGUGUUUCCUCUGACUUGGCCUGGGUUGGUAGGCAUGUGUAUUUCUUCAAAUUUUGUGCUUACUGCAUUUACCUAUCUGAAGCUUGGCAGAAAAAUAGACAAGCUAUUCAGACCAAUGUUUUAAAGAGCAUUUAUGUUACGGAACUUGCUACAAAUCGUUGACUCUACACAGGCACACAGGGCACUGCAGAGGGAUUGAAGGCAUUUCCAGAGAAAAUCUAAAUGUUUUGAAAGGUCUUACGUAAUGUUUUCAUUAUGUCAAAUUCUACAUUUAGUGCCAAGUUAGAAUGACUUCACGGUGUGGGCAAUCUAGUUCUUUGUGGGGUUCCUCCUUCGCUCAAACACAACAUUUUCCCUGAACGCAAAUGGAUACUCCACACCCUGCAUGGCGCUGCCCAGGGCCGCGUUUGCAAGCCCUCCCAGGAGGGAAGGUCGCGGCAGCCACGUGAGCACCUGUGAAAACCUUCAGAACCAGCUUCCACUGCUCAUCUCUGUACCAACUCCAACUUGGCUUUGCUUUUCUUUUUCCUUGAGAUUUUUACUUCGCUAAAUCCCAUUCCAGAUCUUUUUACCUUUGUGUUAUUGACAGGAUGUUUCGUUGAAUUAGUAACAAAGAAGCGACAAUCAAUUGGCAAAACAUUAGUCUUUGUUUUCAGUUAUCCUUGAUUAUGUGAUAACUGAAUGGAAUUUAUGAUUCAGUAGAAAACCAAAAAUCCCUGUGUUGAAUACAGUGACUGUUCUAAAUAGACUUCAAUAUAUUCUACAAAACGAUAUCCUUUUACACUACAGGAUAUAUGGAUGCAGGGACAUGAGGGGCUGUGGCCCAGCCAUUGCAGCAAAGGGACUAGGAGUCUGUGCACACCUGAGUCUUAAUCCCUGGUCCAACUCUUCAGCCUCAGAAACUCACCCUCAGCCUCAUUUUUCCCAUACGUAAAAGAGAGAUAAUAUUUAUUUACCUACCUCAUAGGGGUGUUGCGUGGACAUUAAUUAGAGUUAGUAACACGCGUUUAGGUUAGAAAGCACUGUCACUCUUGGUAAGCAGCACUAACACAAACCAGAGCUGGGCGUGGCAAGGGGGACAGGCGAAGGUGGGAGUAGGUCUCAUCGGAAGAACACAAUAGCAAUAACUCACCAGGCAAAGAAUAUGACAGCUCCCCAUCACUCCAUAAAAGUCACGCUUUUUCUUCAAAGGUGUAUGUGGAAUUUUCCUUCCUUAUUAGCUCUUUAAUGAGAAAAUUAACUCCUUUCAUACAGACAUAGAGAAGCUUCAUACAGAUUGAUGAUUUUCCUCUUAGCCAAACUGAAUUUUAAUAAAUGUUUAUUAAAUGCAUCCAGAAAACCAGGCUCCUUCUGAUGUAUAAGGAGUUUGCAUGCCUGAUCCCAAGCCACGUUUUCCAGAACUCAUGCGUGAUACCCCAGUUCAGUGCUAAUGAUUGCCAAUGGGCCCUAAAAUCCACUACUGGGGGCGGGAACGGGAUUUUCAGCAGCUGUUGCUGAGAUUAGACUCGUGCUAUUUGCACUGAGUUUCCUUUUCUUCCCUAAGAUGACACAUCUCUCCCUGCACAACCCAACAGAAGAGUGUAGAGCCUUAUUUCCGCCUGGAGCUCCUGAAUCGAUCAUCUUCCCAUUAUAAAUACAUGUGAAAUAUUUCAGAGAAGUCUUUACACAAGGGCUUCAGCUAUAUAUCAAUAUACAUAUACUUACACAUGCAUAGAUGAGAAUAUUGCUAAAAUAAAAGAUAAGAUAAUAAGAUAAAGUAGAUGAUGGAAAAAUAAUCUCAGAGGAUAUCCUAUACAACUUCCCCAAAGGUAACAUUUUCUCUUACUUAAAGAUUUAAUCCUGUUAAGAAUGAAUGCUAAAUAACUUGACUUUGGCUUAUAAAUAUUUGUAAUUUUGAGGCAUAGAGGCAAUAUUGUGAAGUAGGAAUACACCCAUAAAACUACACUAACAAUGCAAAUAAUGUUUUAAUGAUGUGGCUUCAGGAGGCAAAGGUUUGUACAUAAAUGCUAUCAUUGUGCCCUUAUUUAAUAGUUGUAUUGCUUUGCAAAAAAGUUUGCACACUCUUAAAAAUAUGAAAAUAGAGUUUUAGAAAGUUUAUCUUGAGAAGUGGGUUUGAAAUCAUAUUGUGUUUGGAGCUGACAUAAUAUAUAUGUUCAAUAUAAUCUCUUCUGGAUUCUAAAAUCUAGUUGGCAGUGGUAUAUGGAAGCCUUAAAAUUUCAAAGUGGUUAAGAAUUUCUAAUACAUGAUAUUAAGCUUUCUGAAGCAUGAAUUUAACCUGGGCAAUUACCUUAUCCAAAAAAAAAAAAAAAGGUUUAUGCUGCCACACAGGACUUAAGUAUUGUAUUCAAAGACUAAUAACAUGAAUACAGUAAGUGAGUCAAAGAAUAAUUUGGAUUGUCCUGGCUUUUUUUUUAGUUCCUAGCAUCAAUACUUUUCCACCCAAAAAUACAACAGACUAUCCUUUUUGCUAUGAAGGGAAAUAUCCAUGUUUUUAUUUUGCACAAGAAAAGUGAAGUUGCAUACUUGGACUAGACCCAGGGGCCUGAGUUAGAAAGUGGCAGCUUCUCACAAAGGUACAAAACAGAAUCCUCACUGUUAGAGCUCAACAACUCUUGGAAAUGCUAGAUUCUUUACCAAAGAGAUGGAAAGACAAGUGGAGACAAUGUGUAACUUAGAUAUAAGCUAUACAUCUAAUCAUGGAGAAAGGGGACCUGAGCCCUUUAUGGCUUUCCAGACCCCAUGGAACUUUCCAGAGCCUUCCCUGAAAAUAAGAGAAUCAUUUUAGAAAAACUAGAAUUGGGCAAAGGUGUACGUGAUUAUAUUGGUAAGGACCAGUCGUUCUGUAAACAUCACAUCUGUGAUGCUUUGUAAUGUAGUUGUCAACCUCUUCAUGGCUACUUCUGGUUAGAUUUCUAUUCCAUAAACAAAAGAUAGAAAGCACAUAGCAAUUUUCUUUUGCUCCAAAGAAAUGUCUCCCAACUAAUUUAUAUCUGUCCAUAUCACUGACAUAUUACUAUCACAAAACUACUUUCAUAUAUAGAUGAUAUGAGACUAAGAAAAAAAAUGAAUCUUUUGGUCAACUGCUUAUUGAAAGCUACUACCUGAAGCCUUUCUUUGGCAAAAGGGACAGGGAGAAGGCGGCUAUCAUUACCAGUGCUAUAAUUAUCUUGCCUCUUCUAAAUAGUUUCUGCUUUCCUCCCAGUAGCCAGACAGCUCAGUAGCCAGAGACAGAAACAGUGAAGGAUAUGCAAAGUAUGGUUUUCCCAUUCUCCAAGCAAAGAGAGCAACAAAUGAGCCCCAAGUAACUUCCCUCUUUGAAACCAAAUAGUACAUUGAAUUUAGGAGUAAGACAAAAUUGUUGUUAAAGUGAGAGUGAAAUCAUCCUUCCCAUCUUUCUUGUGGAUUCUUUUCUCAGGUUUUACUAAAUUCUUCUUGCAAUUUAGGUUGGAGUUUACAGUAAAAAUAAUUAAUCCUGUUUUACAUAAAGCUUCAAUGCAGAAAUGGUGUAAACAUUAGUUAUAAAUGGGAUGACUAGGGAUACAAACUAUCUAUACUGACAUCCUACUAAGCAGAUUGGAAACAAAUACUGCUAUCACUAAUAUUCUGGUUUAAUUAAUAACAUCCAAUAGAAAAAUAGAAGCAUUUUGCUCAGCACUAAACCACUGCACAAUAUAAACCUACUUGCAAAUGGCAAGGAUUUUUUGCUACUGACAGAUGUUCUUCAUUCUCCAGUUAUUUUAAGUAAAUAAGUUUCACAUCUAACUACCUCAGCUACUGUUCUUUUAUUUAGAAACAUGAAAUCAUGCACUUUGUAACCAAGUCUUUUAUCUAAAAUUUCAAAAGGAUACUUGGUGCAAAGCAAUUUUCAAAAAUUUGUACAUGACAUAAGCCACCCAACCUCAGGAGGUUGUACUUAAUAUUGUUUUGUUUGUUUCUAAGUUUGGUUUGGGGUAAAAUCCUCAUUUCCACUCAACACCAAGAGAAGCUGCUCUAUAUUUGCUUAAUUUGCCUUAAACAUUCUGUGCUCCUUUCCCCAUUCGAUUUUUUUUGUUUGUUUUAAAUCUAUCUCUGAAAAAAAAUAUAUAUGUAACAGGUGGCAGGUGAACAGCAAACUGAAGAGAACGGACCGAUAAUUUCUCAGUUCCCUGUUGUCAACUAUCUGCAUGACAUUCUGAUUGUGCAAAAUUGCCAUUCCUGUGCUUCCCUCUUCGUUACAGAAAUAAGGUCUGAGAGACCCCGUGUGUGUGUGUGUGUGUGUGUGUGUGUGCGUGUGUGUGUGUGUGUGUGUGUGUGUGUGUGUGUGUAGGGAACAGCGUGGACAUUCCCCCAAGUAUGAGCACAGUGCCUGGACCCGAAUGAUCAUCUUGGCAGUUCUUGUGCUUUUACUUUGUAAACACUGUACAAAUGUAUUUGGAAUUUUAUUUGAAAUGAAGAAUUAAACUAGUUAUUAAAUUUGUUUCCUUCCUGUAAAUAUAUAUAUUCAAAUUCCAUGUAUCCAAACAUCACUUUAGCGUUCGGAUUGUAAGUGUGUCUUUAUCAGCAGGAGGCCACUGUUCCCGGGCAGUGACCCCCAAGUGCCCUAGUUCAAAGCACAGUGUGUGGAGUAUUUGAUGUACUACAGUACCAUAGUUAUUUUGGUCUGUUAAGUAAGUUGCAAUUUGUGAUGAAAUGAAGUGGAAAGUAGUACUUCAUAAUGAACAAAUUUCCUUGGUUCCAUGAUUUUUCUUGUAAAACUUAAAAAAAAAAAGAAAACUUGAAAUUUUAUAUAUUUGGAUUUUGUAGAUUUUUUUUUAUUUUAUUGCAACACAAGGUACCAAAAUCAUUAAAUAAAGUACACUGUGGUCAUUUUAA